Messenger RNA from Drosophila kikkawai, 4264 nucleotides. RefSeq names its product Topoisomerase I-interacting protein (gene Topors). Gene Ontology annotation, molecular function: ubiquitin protein ligase activity. The record is from RefSeq and is a predicted model, not a curated record. Gene Ontology annotation, biological process: protein monoubiquitination; protein polyubiquitination. Lineage: Eukaryota; Metazoa; Arthropoda; Insecta; Diptera; Drosophilidae.
AAUUUUGCUUUCGUUUCGUAUUCUUGUGAAUUAUUUAAUAAAAUAUCGUUAUUCCGUUUGGCGUCGUACACGGAUUUGAGUAUUUCGCGUUCACCGACGAACGGUCCUACCAUAUCACUAAAAAAGUCGAGUUUCUUACGUUUUUCAGUCGUCGAUAUCUCCAGGUUUUUGUGCAAAUUCCGGACUUAAAAUAGUGCAGAGGCUAGCUCCAAGGAUCCGGCUAUCGUCCAGACUGGAUAAGGCAACGGCUACAGUGGCCGCUGGCCCGUAAAAGGAGCCUGGAAAACGACGCAUGAGGCGAAUUGCGAACCAGAUGAUAGAGUAGCGUGCCCGUAAGAGCGAGUGAGAGCGCCUGAUUGAAGAGUGUUGUUGGUGUGAGGGGGCGAGGGUGAGCCGAGAGCGGAGAGGAAGAGGAGGCCAGAGUAGACACAAAAACUCCGAUUGCAGGCAAAGCAGCUCUCUCGCCCAUUUUCCGGUCCCCGAUUUCGUGUCGUUUCGCAGCCCUCUGCCGACGACUGCGACGACGAUGGCGGAGGAGGUGCCGCCAGAUGCGGAUGCCGCUGCAUCCUCCUUUGCGGAAGAUGUGGGCGCCUCGGUGAUCGUGGAAGCGGGCGCCACCAGCGGCACACUCACACUGCCUGCGUCGGCCAUGAAGUUUGCCGAUCUCACGGAAAGCGGCAGCGAGUCGGGUGACAACGAGGCAGGCAGUGGCAGCGGCAGCGGGGAUCCCGGAACCAGUGCCGCUGCCUCCGGGGGACGCUCCUCACCGCCGCCCAACUGCGCCAUCUGCCUGUCGCGGUGCCACAGGAAGUGCUUUACGGACUCCUGCAUGCAUCAGUUCUGCUUCAAGUGCCUCUGCGAGUGGAGCAAGAUCAAGGCCGAGUGCCCACUGUGCAAGCAGCGCUUCAAGACCAUCAUCCAUAAUGUGCGCACCCUGGACGACUACGAUCGCUAUCCAGUGCAGACCUCGUCGCCUUCGCAGCCGGAUCAUCCGGCAAUGCGUUUCCACAUUGUCCGGCGUCCCAGAUUCAUGCCUCUGGUCCAGAACCAGGCCGUAAUGACCAAUGACAUUGAGGGAGGCAUUGGCGCCGGAAGCGGUGCAGCAGGAGUAGCGGGAGGAGUCCUGGCCGCUGAGGAGGUUUUGCCCGCUGUGGAGGCUUCAGGUGGCCGUCACACCUACAAUCGCUUCGAGCCUUAUCGCUGGGAGCUGAUGAACUUUUACCGCCACGAUACGGAUGCAGCCACCGCUGGCAGCAGCUCGCUGAUUCAGCUGUGGCGGCGCUAUGUCUACGAUAGAAAGCUAUAUGCCCUGCCAGUGAGCGACAGCCUGACGGGACACUUUCGCGAGUGGAGUGCCCGCUUUUACAGAAACAAUCCCGCCCAGAUGCAUCGCCUGAUGCCUUGGAUUCAGCGCGACAUUGUCUGCCUCCUAAGGAAUGCCGCCCACAGCGUGGGCACUGUGAUGCAGCUGAUGCAUGAUAUCCUGCCGAUGACCAAUAUCCUGGGACCCACAUUCCGUCGCCGCCUGUCGCCCUAUUUGGGCGAUCGAACGAGCCACUUCAUCCACGAGCUGUUCAACUUUGCUCGCUCCCCCUUCGAUAUGAUUGGUUACGACCAUGUCGUUCAGUACUCUGCUCGGGUGGCCGAAGAGGUGGAAGUGGAUCUGCUGGACAUGGUGGAGACACAGUCCUCCAACGAGAGUGAUCUACACUUGGAGGUGGGCGAUGGCGUAGAUGGCGAUGUGGCAAAUGCUGAGGCGUCUAAUGAAUGGAGCACUGCCAAUGGAGGAGGAGGAGGAGGAUCUGGAGCAGGGGGACGUCCGUCCACCAGUGUGAUUGUAACAAAUCCCAGUGCCACGCAUUCGUUUAGUGUGACCAUGGCCAGUGAUGGCAGCGAACUGCCGGGCAUCUCCAUACGUCGAGCCGCCACCACAUCCAAUGUGGGAUCACAGACCGUGGCCAUUAACCUAAGCAUGCGACGUCCAGCGCCAGCAGGUGGCGGUGAGGCGGCGGGAGCCGAGAUCAUUGAGAUUGAUGAUGGCGACGCGGCCGCCAAUGCUGAGGUGGCUGCCAUCAAUGAUGGAAGCAAUCCCAGCCGUCGCCAUGCUGGCGCCACUCUACCCGUUAGUGCCCACAUCGAAUUGCAGAGCAGCAGCAGCAGCAGCUCUGGCGAGGAGGACGAGUGUGUGUUCGUUCUCGAGCUGAAGCCACCGCAUCUGAGAACGCCCGAGCAAGUGAGUCUGGGUUCAGACAGUGACUCGGAUGUGGUGUUUGUCAAUGAACAAAAUGAAACACCUGCGGCUCCUUCAGCAGCCGCGGGCAAUCCCGAGGAUCAGGCGGGGAUUGAUCAGGCAACCACGGACCAAUCCUCGCGUCCCUUUCUAUACAUGGGUCCCAGCACGAGUGCAGCGGCCACCAGGGGCAAAAACUGGAAGCUGAUGAUGGCCGAGGUCCGGCGUCAAGAUCAAAUGCGCUCCACGCGUUCCACACGCUCAAAGAGAUCGCGACAGCGACGUUCCACCAUCCCCGCCCGGUGUGCCACUGAGAGCACCACCGACAGCAGCUCAUCCUUUGGCUGGACCACCAGCAGCGAUGAGGAAAGCAGCACCGAUAGCAGUUCCUUCAAUCCUUCGGCUAAGAAAAAGGCACGGAAGACGGUGGCCACAAGGAAAGGCUCAGGCAAAUCUCCGAGGAGCAAAGGAAAAGCCCUCAAACGCACCAAAAGGCAAGCAGCGGAAGCUGAACGGGAGGAGGGGACACCAGCAGAGCCUGCAGUGGAGGAGCAGGCAGAAAAGGAACAGCCGCAGAUGCAGACGCAGCCGGAGCAGCAGCAGCAAAGUAGCAGUGACAGCUGUAGUUCGUGUGCUGACGAGUCCGCUGGCGAAAGCUCUGAGUCAUCGGAACCACAUUUUCCCGAACGCAACAAGAGUAACACCAGCAGCGAUGAUUCGGAUGAUGACAGCACGGAGAAUUUGCAGCUCAGCGCCUUGCGAGCCACUCUCAAGGCGGAGGCCACUCUGGAGGAUCGCAAGCCCCUCAAGCUGGAGCUGCAAAUGCCCGACGAGGAUGAUAAUGGGGAUGACGAUGAGGAGGAGCAGCAGCAGCAGUCUCAGCAGCCAAAGGAAGAAGAGCAGAAGCAGGAGCAGCAGCAGGAACCCACGGAGGAGGAGGAGGCACAGCAUCCCACCCCGCCGGAAGACACCGAAACGCCAGGCUGCAGUGCUCCCAAACGCCGACGCAGCUGCAGCAAUCACAGCAAUCUGUCCAGCCAGAGUGCCAGUUUGGCCAGCAGCUCAACUACGGCCACAACGAGCUCGGGGCCACUGAGUUCAUUCAAUUGGAGAGCGGCCAGCUAUGGCAGUGAUCCCCUUAUGCGCGAGGCUCUGCCUUUGGAGGAUGAGGACGACAUGGCACCCUCUCUUAUAGAUGUGGCCCUCAACUUUCUGCGCCAUGAGCGCACUGGUAAUUAUGCCUUGGAGGAGGCGGCUGAGGAAGCAGUUGUGGAAACUGCCGAGGAUACGGCCACGGCUGAUGAGGACGAGGAGGAAGAUGAGGACGAGGAAGCUGAGGAGAACGAGGACGACGACGAAGAGGAGGAGGAGGAGCAGGGAAAUGCUGUAGAAGAAAGAGACUUGGCGGAGAAUAUUAAUGAUAACCACAACGACGAUGAAGACGAGGAUGGUGAUUAUGGGAUUGACAAGAGUAGGUGGAUGAGGAGGUUCUUUUAAAUUUGUAAUUUUAAAUAUAGUUCACCUGGUUUCCGUCUCGUCGCGUUUCGAUUCCUGAACCCAAAAAAUAUGAAAAAAAAUAGUAAAUAAUUUGCUACGUAAGCUUAAACUUUAGUUGUAAGCCUAGGCCUAAGGUUGCCAUUUUAAGAUGUACAUAUUAUUCGGAUAUACACUUACAUACAUACAUUAUAAUACAUAUAUAUAUUGCAUAUAUACCCUUAAUGUUUACCCCCACCCCCACCCUUCAAAUAAAUCCAUUCGAUCAACGGUCCCUACUGUAAAUGUAUAUUUAUAAAAAAUACCAAACUAUUAAUGCAUAAUUAUAAAUAUAAUUAUAGUGGCAACUGUCUUCGUAGCUUAAAAACCAUAGAACUCAGCGCUGGUUCAUUGUAUGACAGGUGUGUUAAUGUUUUUUUUGCACGAAUGGGCGUGGCCAGUUAUUAAUUUUAGAGUAUUCUGCAUACAAAGAACAAAAACGGAAGAAUUAUAACUAUAAUACGAAUCAAAUACAUAAUAAAUGUAAUGAUUAAAUGGUAA